GUGUCGUCAUCCGUCAAUGCCGCCCUCCUCAGUAUCGCACUCGCUCAAACCUCGACUCUCUCUCCCCGACUCCCGCAUCCAUAUUCGCUCCUCGCCGCUGGCCUGCCUGUCCACAAGACACCGACGCUUGCCUGCUUCUUGAUUUGCAUGUCUCCGCAUCGCCCGUGCCCGCGGCUCAGAGCUCCAUGAGCAAGGACGACGACGAUCUGCAUCCAAAUGUCUUGGUCGCCGUGCGACUGCGUCCUCUCUCACAAAAGGAGCGAGCAAAGGAUCCCACCAUCUGCGUCACUGCCUUGGACUCAAAGACGAUCCAGGUGACCGAACCGCAUCCACCUGCUGCCGACGAGAUCCGCAAGCGAGAAAAAUUCAAGGAGCAGCUCUUCUCCUUCGAUCGUGUGUUCUCUGAAAAGGAUACCCAGGCCGAUGUAUACUGCCGGACAGCAAAGGACCUCAUUCCCUCGCUCCUGGACGGAUACAACGUCACCGUGUUCGCCUAUGGAGCCACUGGAUGUGGAAAAACGUACACGAUGCUCGGCACCGAGGCUGAUCCCGGAAUCAUGUCCCGGACGCUACACGAUCUCUUUGAUGCCGUCGGAGCGGGCAGCCUGCAAGCUUGCAGUCUCAGAAUGUCGUAUCUUGAGAUCUACAACGAGAGCAUCUAUGACUUGCUCUCCGCCGAACCCAAUUUUGAGUGCCUGGAGCUGCGGGAGGACGGCUCUGGGUCGGUGUUUGUGGCCGGACUGAAUGAGAUCACUGUCUCGACUGCAGACAAAGUCCUCGAGCUCCUGGACAAGGGAAAUCGGCUCAGAUCACAGCAAGCCACAGGGGCAAACGAGGUGUCGUCCCGGAGCCACGCCAUCAUGCAAAUCCAGAUCGAGUGGGACGACGUCUCGAAUUCAAAGCGUAAGUCACGGCGAACGGCCAAAAUGGGACUAAUCGACCUUGCAGGAUCAGAGCGAGCUGCCGAGACAAAUAAUCGUGGGAUUCGUAUGGUCGAAGGUGCCAGCAUCAACCGUUCGCUGUUGGCACUCGGUAACUGCAUCAACGCCCUGUCAGAGGGACAAAAGGGGAAAUACAUCAACUAUCGCGACAGCAAACUGACGCGGCUGCUCAAAGAUAGUUUGGGAGGACAUUGCCGGACAAUCAUGAUUGUGAACAUCAGUCCAUCCCAAGUCCACUACGACGAAACAGUCAACACCCUCAAGUAUGCCACUCGUGCUCGCUCGAUCAAGAACAAGAUUCAAACAAAGUACAACGUCGUGCCCCUGCCACCCGAUUUCCAGCCCAAGUUUCCGGCACACUUGCGCCAGCAGCAACGCCCCGCGACCACCAAGACACUGGCAUGCAAGGUGCCCAAUCCCCUGACCCACACCAAAUCAACAGGCAAAGUUCCGCUGCUUGAUUCGGGCGCCUGCUCGGCCAAGCUCGUUUCGGAUCUUCGACAGCUCUUCCGAGAAGAAAUGGAAAUGCACCGCAGGUUGGUGGCUAUACUCCUGUCAGAGAAUAAGUCUGAUGAUCAAGAGACCCAGAGAUCGAGCCUUCUGAAUGAUAUUCUACAGUGCGAGCACAAGAUCCAUGAUCUCGUCAAGGUCACGCAAAGAUCAACCUCUGGAGAGUUUCCACAGUACCUGGUUUUCCUCCUAGCUCUGCACUAUGAGUCUAUCGAAGCGCACUACCUCAAGCAGCAGUGUCAGCAUCUAGCAGAGUCCCUGUCCCAUGUCCAGACCCAGAACAAGAUUCUCCGGUCGUCCGUCGUUCCAUCGCUUCUCCAGGCAAUCGAUUCUCAAAGGGACUUGCUGGCCAAGAAGAAAGUCAAGCCCACCAACGAGCUGCUGGCCAUCUACCCACUUGUCCAGCAGCUGCAAGCGAUGGCUCCGGCCGCUGUCGAGAACACGGACUCUACCGGUAAAUUCCUUGCUGGAGUUGGUCCAAAACAUUUGUCCGACGCGGGCUCUAUCGAGACGAUGCUUGGAUCAAUGUCCAUGUCCGAUAUGACAGCUGCAUCAACAAGGCUCGAAGAACUGCAGGGCACGAUGGCUUCGCUCCCGAGGCUGAGCGCAUCUGUUGCACAGCUGCAGAACAGCUGGGACAAUAUCGAAGCAACGCUUGGCCGGUCCUCGGCGCCAUCUCUGGCGAGCAGACCGAGAUUGGACCGGAGGGCGUCUGGUCUGUCGUGGGAAUCAAGCCGAGAGAAUGUUACGCUGCCUCCCAUCAUGCUGCCAUCACACAAGCCUCAGCGUCAGGGUGAUCCCAAAGUAUCACCUCCACUGCUGCCACCAACAGUUGUCGAAGGUCAGACCUCUGUUCGUCGAAUGGAUCGUAAACAGCCUAAACCCAUCGAGCCUCAAAGCACUGAUACCCUGAAAUCCCAUUGAAGCCACUCAGCAAAGAUCAUACACCAAAGACUUGCCCCUGUUAAAGCGAAAUAUCGCGCCGAUAUCUCAACCCUGUCGUAUCCGCUCAUCCCCUGACCAACCCAAUAAGAUUGCGUCAGCCGCACGACUUGGGACAUGGCGAC
This is a messenger RNA of Polychytrium aggregatum, 2518 nucleotides long. Its product is annotated as P-loop containing nucleoside triphosphate hydrolase protein. Bases 186 to 2375 code for a protein of 729 amino acids. Gene Ontology annotation, biological process: microtubule-based movement. The record is from RefSeq and is a predicted model, not a curated record. NCBI's taxonomy places the organism in Eukaryota, Fungi, Chytridiomycota, Chytridiomycetes, Polychytriales. Gene Ontology annotation, molecular function: microtubule binding; microtubule motor activity; ATP binding. The transcript is spliced from 12 exons.